AUGACGCGGCGGGUGGAAGCCCCAGAAGUUGCUCUCGAGGUGGCAUCGAGAAGGCUGCUGGGCUCCAGUGUCCAAGUUGUGGAGCCAAUGGGAGGCGGCUCCCAGCCCCACGUGAGGCAAGCUCGGCCCGGCAGCAGGCAAAAUGUGAAUGAGAAAGAGGAGCGCGAUUUAAAGGUGCUGGCGGCGCCCGCCGGAGACAAGCGCGCCGGCUUCCCGCGCUCCCCAGCGGCCCGCGGGAGGCGACGGACGGACCGACGGACGAACAAACGGGCGCACGGACGGCUGCUAGCCAGGGCAAAGAGCAGCAGAACCAAGAGCGCGGGCUCCGACGGGCAAGCGACCGGCAGCGGCUCCAACGAGCCUGCGGGGCGCGGGCGCCCUCUUCCCUCUGGGGUGCACCGCCUCACCCCCCACACCGCCCGCACCUGUGCUGGCCUGGCAUGCAGCGGGGCCAGGGCUGAGGGGCCGCGGCUUCUGUCCUCCGGCUCCCCCUCGACCCCUGCUCCGCGCUCCCGGCGUUGCUCCGGGCGUCCGGCGGGCUUCCUGGCGGCGGGGCGGAGCGGGGGCUUUUCGCCCGCGCUGCCCCAGGCCGCGCUGCAGCCCGCGCUGCCCCCCGCGCACCCUCACCACCAGAUCCCCAGCCUGCCCACCGGCUUCUGCUCCAGCCUGGCGCAGGGCAUGGCGCUCACCUCUACGCUCAUGGCCACGCUGCCCGGCGGCUUCUCCGCUUCGCCCCAGCACCAGGAGGCGGCGGCCGCCCGCAAGUUCGCACCGCAGCCGCUUCCCGGCAGCGGCAACUUCGACAAGGCAGAGGCACUGCAAGCUGACACGGAGGACGGCAAAGGCUUCCUGGCCAAGGAAGGAUCGCUGCUCGCGUUCUCCGCCGCCGAGGCGGUGGCGGCGGCUCCAGUCGGGGCUGUCCGAGGGCAAGGGAAAGACGAGUCAAAGGUGGAAGACGACCCGAAGGGCAAGGAAGAGAGCUUCUCACUGGAGAGCGAUGUGGACUACAGCUCGGAUGACAAUCUGACUGGCCAGGCAGCGCACAAGGAGGAAGACCCGGGCCACGCGCUGGAGGAGACCCCGCCGAGCAGCGGCGCCGCGGGCAGCACCACGUCCACCGGCAAGAACCGGCGGCGGCGGACUGCCUUCACCAGCGAGCAGCUGCUGGAGCUGGAGAAGGAGUUCCACUGCAAAAAGUACCUCUCCCUGACCGAGCGCUCGCAGAUCGCGCACGCCCUCAAACUCAGCGAGGUGCAGGUGAAAAUCUGGUUCCAGAACCGCAGGGCCAAGUGGAAACGGGUGAAGGCAGGAAAUGCCAACUCCAAGACAGGGGAGCCCUCCCGGAACCCCAAGAUCGUCGUCCCCAUCCCUGUCCACGUCAGCAGGUUUGCUAUUAGAAGUCAGCACCAACAGCUGGAGCAGGCCCGGCCCUGAGGGCCAGAGCGGGCAGACCUGGCAGCCAUGGUGGUGAACCCAGCUCCCAGGGGACCUGUGUGGUCCAAGUCUGCAGCUAAACUCCAAGUCACACCCCAGCUGUGGGCAUCCCAAGCAAUCUGAGAAUCUGUUCACUGCGCACACUUGAAAGACUGCAUUGAAGGGACUGCAGCCACGCUGAAGACACACUAAAUAUUUAUUAUACUGCCCCACUUUGUACAUAGAUACCCAUAGAUACCGGAUCUCAGCUGCAGUAUUUGGAAAGUUCUAGGACCAGAUCACCCAGUAAUAUUCCGCACUCACGUUCCGGAAGAAAACAAACCUCGGCUGUACCCUGCGCCGUCGCAGCCGUCUGUCCAUUCUUUUCCACAGGUAAACAUGAAAUGCAGGAACAAACGCUGGGGUUUAAACUUAUUUUUGUUUCUCUUCUGGCUUUUUGAGUUGACUGGAAGCCGGCAUUGUGGGGCAGCCUGGAGACUGGCGCUUAGCUCUUGCCUGGCUUUCUUUCCCGGGUCGCAUAUUCUAUCUGAGCCAUGUCUGAAGCACGUCUCCGUU
Molecule: messenger RNA, 1989 nt
Organism: Tupaia belangeri chinensis (Chinese tree shrew)
Lineage: Eukaryota; Metazoa; Chordata; Mammalia; Scandentia; Tupaiidae
Gene: GBX2
Product: gastrulation brain homeobox 2
Exons: 4
Coding region: 1-1434 (477 amino acids)
Biological process (GO): regulation of nervous system development; regulation of transcription by RNA polymerase II
Cellular component (GO): nucleus
Molecular function (GO): DNA-binding transcription factor activity, RNA polymerase II-specific; RNA polymerase II transcription regulatory region sequence-specific DNA binding
Source: RefSeq, a predicted model, not a curated record